AUGGGUUGGUCCAUUGCAGGGUCGGAUCCGGAUGACGAUCUGGACACUGGGUACACCGAUGAACAAGGCAAUUUCAAGCUCUCCGGCGAUACCAAUGAAAUGACCACUAUCGACCCGCAUCUUAAAAUAUAUCACGACUGUAACGAUGGCAUCACUCCAUGCCAACGGCGCUGGAAAUUCGAGUUACCGAAUCACUACAUAACAAGUGGCAAAGUUCCGCAAAAAGCGCUUGAUAUUGGUACUUGGAAUCUGGAAGCUAUUAUGCCGGAUGAGAGUCACGACUGCAUACAUUAG
Molecule: messenger RNA, 294 nt
Organism: Gongylonema pulchrum
Lineage: Eukaryota; Metazoa; Nematoda; Chromadorea; Rhabditida; Gongylonematidae
Source: the annotation of a GenBank genome assembly